UUUUGAUGAAGGGUUUUCAAACAAAGCUGAUUUGGGUCUCCAAAGGUGACGAUUUUACCUUUUGCCUCAAUCUCCACCGGCGGCCAUCUCCGUCGUAUAACGAGUUCUGUGGCUCAUUGAAUCUGACGACCUAAAAACCAACAUUUUAGCUCAUUUUUCCUCUUGCCUCCAUUUCGCCGUUGAAGAGGAGCAUUCGGGCUAGGAUUUAACUUGUGCUGCUACGCUGCGAGUACGCGUUGAUUUAAUUGUCCACACACAAAGCUGAAAGCUUGAGUGACUGGCAAUGGGAGUUCCGGCUUUCUAUCGGUGGUUGGCCGAGAAGUAUCCAUUAGUUGUGGUGGAUGUAAUUGAGGAAGAAUCAGUGGUUAUCAAUGGAGUUAAGAUUCCAGUGGAUACAAGUAGGCCUAACCUUAACAACGUCGAAUAUGAUAAUUUGUAUCUUGACAUGAAUGGGAUCGUUCACCCUUGCUUCCACCCUGAAGACAGACCUUCCCCAACUUCUUUCGAUGAGGUAUUCCAGUGCAUGUUUGACUACAUCGAUAGACUGUUUGUUAUGGUGAGACCUAGAAAAUUGUUAUACAUGGCAAUUGAUGGUGUUGCUCCUCGGGCUAAAAUGAAUCAGCAACGAUCUAGGCGUUUUAGAGCAGCUAAAGAUGCAGCAGAUGUGGCAGCUGAAGAAGAGAGGCUAAGACAAGAGUUUGAGAGUGAGGGUAGAAAGCUACCGCCUAAGGAGGAAUCACAAACUUUUGAUUCCAAUGUUAUCACUCCUGGAACUGAGUUUAUGGCUGUUCUUUCAAUUGCUCUGCAAUACUAUAUUCAUCUCAGGCUCAAUUAUGAUCCUGGCUGGAAAAAAAUUAAGGUGCACUAAUUUCAUG
Messenger RNA from Jatropha curcas, 875 nucleotides. The record is from RefSeq and is a predicted model, not a curated record. NCBI's taxonomy places the organism in Eukaryota, Viridiplantae, Streptophyta, Magnoliopsida, Malpighiales, Euphorbiaceae.